Messenger RNA from Dermacentor silvarum, 392 nucleotides. RefSeq lists its product as uncharacterized. The transcript has 2 exons. The record is from RefSeq and is a predicted model, not a curated record. The coding region runs from base 39 to 392 and encodes 117 amino acids. NCBI's taxonomy places the organism in Eukaryota, Metazoa, Arthropoda, Arachnida, Ixodida, Ixodidae.
CUGUUCGGUUCGUCCUGCUAGCGCUGCGCCUUUAUAAGAUGACGUGCUUGCGCCAUUCGUUGCUUGUAUUGGUCCUCUGCUACUACGUCUCGCAGACGGCUGUCGGGGCCCGCCGUCUGAACCGAUUCGUGCGCCACUUCGAGCCCCUGUCGUACGAGCCGCGACCCGUGCACCGGGGACACGUGCGCGUCAGGCGAUCGCUAGGCGGCAGCCACCCGCAGCAGCAGCAGCAGCAGCAGAGCAUGUCUACGUCCGUUUUCAGGGUUUCAACAGGCAAGGCCCAUUAUGCACGUUCACCUCAUUGCUCGCAAGCGCACAUAACGUUGUUCGCGCAGUGGCGCUCGACCAAUUCGGGCAACAUAUCCCGCCUGGCUGAUCUGUCAGUCCCAUAG